Molecule: messenger RNA, 327 nt
Organism: Rangifer tarandus platyrhynchus (Svalbard reindeer)
Lineage: Eukaryota; Metazoa; Chordata; Mammalia; Artiodactyla; Cervidae
Source: the annotation of a GenBank genome assembly
AUGGGCUCCUUGGCCUCUCCUGGCCCCACUUCAGUGCCCGGACCUCGAGCAGAGACGGUGGUGGAGGGGGCUUGGGGGAUCGUGGGUCCCAGCCUGCUUCAGCCUUCUGGACAGAGAGGACAGGGGAGCGCCCUGAGGCUGGCAGACGCUGGGGACCCGCCUGGGUCUGAGAAGGAAAGCCCGACCUCACCAAGUGGGAUCUAUGAGGCGGCCCAGUCCCGAGGGCAGCGCCAGGCUCCGAGCUGGUGGGUGCCAGCCUUGCAGCUCGCCGCCCAGAGAGGGAGGGCCGGGGCAUCCUUCCACGGACCGCGGACGGAUGGGAGCUGA